AUGGGUCAAGUUACGGCUAUUCCAGAUGCUACUCAAAGAGGUCAUGCCGCGCAAAUUCGUCAAAUGGAUGAUAACCGAAGCCGCGCAAUGUUAAACAGCGGAGAACGCAAUUUCGUUAAUAGUGUUAUACACGGACGAUCUGAGCUACAUACACCCUCCAUGGAUGCACGUCUGCAGGAUUUAACAACUCGAUUUACUCCAAAUAAUCCUUAUGGUCCUCCGAAUCGUCCAGAUCUUUAG
Molecule: messenger RNA, 240 nt
Organism: Didymodactylos carnosus
Lineage: Eukaryota; Metazoa; Rotifera; Eurotatoria; Philodinida; Philodinidae
Source: the annotation of a GenBank genome assembly